This is a messenger RNA of Dendrobium catenatum, 2409 nucleotides long. RefSeq lists its product as uncharacterized. The coding region runs from base 1 to 2409 and encodes 802 amino acids. NCBI's taxonomy places the organism in Eukaryota, Viridiplantae, Streptophyta, Magnoliopsida, Asparagales, Orchidaceae. The record is from RefSeq and is a predicted model, not a curated record. Gene Ontology annotation, molecular function: nucleic acid binding; zinc ion binding. The transcript is spliced from 2 exons.
AUGCCGCCUCCGCCUCGACGGAACUCGCAAAGACCGACGAGAGACGUAAUCAUUGAGGAUUUACAAAGGGAAAUCCAGCAGCUGCAGCAACGACUAGCAAGAUUUGAACAUCAAGAAACAGAGGAUGUUCAAGAAGAGGAAGAGGAGGUUAACCCGUUUCAUCAAGACCUUCACAGUGAAGAUGAGGACAGACGACCUGUGCUAGGACGUGCGAGACGUCCGCGUGAUGACAGUGGGGUUAAGGUGGAGUUACCCGAAUUCGAUGGUAGAUUGGAUCCGGAUGAGUUUGUGAAUUGGCUGCACACUGUAGACCGAAUCAUUGAUUUUAAAGAAAUUCCUUCAGAGAGAGUUGUCAAGCUUGUCGCCAUCAAAUUAAAGAAGAAUGCUUCCCUAUGGUGGGAAAAUUUGAAACGAAAUCGAGACCGGGAGGGAAAAAGCAAGAUUGUGACAUGGAUAAAGAUGAAGAAAGAACUUAAGCGGAAGUAUCUGCCGGAAAGAUAUCGUCAGGAGUUGUUCUUGAAACUCCACCGCUUACAACAAAAUCAGCUCACUGUUGAAGAAUAUAUUGCGGAAUUCGAACAAUUGUCCCUCCAAUGUGAGCUAGCUGAACCAGAGGAAAAUAGUAUUGCCCUGUUCUUGGAAGGAUUACAACCGUCGAUUGCCAAUGUGGUUCAAUUGCAACCAUAUUGGACGCUACAAGAUGUGUUUGAUUUGUCUUUUAAGGUGGAAAAACAACAGCGACCCAACAGGUGGAUUCGUGGUAAAACCCCUGCUCAGGAGGAAGGAUCUGAUCGAAGCCAAGUCAAGAAAGUUGAGGGAAGGACUACCGGGGUGAAUCCUUUGAACAAAGAGACUACUCCGUCUGCUAAUGGAGCAUUGAAAAUGCCUGGAACCACAGGGUUACCUCCAAGAAAGUGCUUCAAGUGCCAAGGAUUUGGCCACAUUGCCUCUGGAUGUCCGAACCGAAGGAUUGUUACAAUAAUUGAAGAAGCUGAUACUGAGCAAGAUAUGAUAGAUCACGAGUCGGAGAACAAUAUGGUGACGGAGACCACUGUGAUUCCCGCAGAUGAAGGGAGUUUACUUGUUCUCAGGAGACUACUUAAUUCCCAUAAGGAAGAUUCAUGUCAGCGCCAUAGUAUUUUUCAAACACGGUGCACAGUUGGCGGGAAAGUUUGUCAAAUGAUCAUUGAUAGUGGAAGUUGUGAAAACGUGGUGUCUACGACCAUGGUCAACAAGCUUGAGUUGCCCACAGUCGACCACCCUAAACGUUACGCAUUGUCAUGGAUAAAAAAAGAAAAUGAAGUUCGGGUAUCGAAGCGUUGUCUCGUAAAUUUCUCCAUCGGCAAUUAUGCGGAGCAAGUGUGGUGUGAUGUAGUUCCCAUGGAUUCUUUCCAUCUUCUGUUAGGCCGUCCAUGGCAAUUUGACAAGAAUACUGUUCAUGACGGGGAAGCAAAUACAUAUUCGUUUAAGCAUCAAAAUCAACGGAUUAUAUUGGUACCACUACAGGAGACUCCAGCAGUAAAAGCCAGUCCGCAACUGUUAACUCGAUCAUUGUUUUUGAAGGCUUUCAGGGAAGCUGCAAUUGGGUUUGCAUUGGUGAUCUUAGCCACCAAUGAAGCUCAGACCAAUGAGGCUACAGUAGUUCGAGAUAUCCUGGAAGAGUAUCCUGAUGUCCUGUCCAGUGUUCUACCAUCCAGGUUACCUCCGGAAAGACAAAUUCAGCAUGCUGUGGAGUUUGUUCCUGGUUCUGUCAUUCCCAAUCGCCCUGCUUACCGACUACGGCCCGAAGAACAAGCUGAGCUCAAGCGACAGGUAGAAGAAUUACUGAACAAAGGAUUUAUAAGGCAUAGUGUCAGCCCCUGCGCUGUACCCGCCUUAUUGGUUCCAAAACGGGAUGGAUCCUAUAGAAUAUGCAUAGACAGCCGAGCUGUCAAUAAAAUUACAGUUAAAUAUAGAUUUCCUAUCCCUCGCAUAGAUGAUAUCUUCGAUCAGCUACAAGGUGCUACCGUUUUCUCCAAACUGGAUCUGCGCAGUGGAUACCACCAAAUACGCAUGAGGCCUGGUGACGAGUGGAAAACUGCGUUCAAAACACAUGACGGGUUGUACGAGUGUGCUGAUCUCCAAGAGCAUCGCGUCCAUCUUCGACGUGUUCUCGAGCUCUUCUUGGAGCAACAGCUGUUCAUUAAUCUUGAGAAAUGUCAAUUUGCUGCUCCUCAGAUUACAUUCCUAGGCUAUCAACUAUCUGCUGAAGGGCUGAAGGUUGAUCUUGCUAAGGUUGAGGCCGUCCGCAGCUGGCCCGUUCCCCAGUCUUUUACGGACAUUCGCCGUUUUCAUGGUCUAGCAUCUUUCUACAGGAGAUUCAUCAAGGAUUUCAGUACAAUUGCGGCCCCGAUGACGAAAAUUCUCUGA